AUGCGGUCGCUGCGGUUUGUGAGUGGGCUCGUUGUGGCUGUCCUACUCUACGCCAGACUCGCCACAACCUGGGCCUCGGAGGAUGAACCCAUCAUUGCAGCCGAUAUCAACGGCAACCUCAUCAUCAACAGCUCAUCAGUCACCAGCGCCACCCGCUUGCUGUUCAAUGGCGUGGACGUGUUAAACGCACUCACCGAACUUCGCGAAAUCUGCUCGGGCUGCUCGCCACAAACGCCGCCAUCACCCACUCCCGCCCCGAGCACCACGGCCCCCACAGUAUCUCCUGAAGCGGUGGUGUAUUCAAGCAACGUGGGGUGCAGCCCAAGUGGCGUGCCACCCAACGCGACGCACAUCCUCGGCCACCUCGAUUUGUAUUAUUGCACAAAUCUCACCGCGCAAGACUUGCAGGCCCUGCAAAACAUCGUUCACGUGAGCGGCCACGUUCACAUCUAUUACAACGGCUUGCUGGCACAUCUGAAUGGCUUGGGUAAUCUCACAUCAAUCGGAACCUAUGUUCUAGUGAGCGACAACAAUGCAUUGUCAAACUUGGACGGGCUGAGCCGUUUGACGGCAAUCAAUGGCCAUUUUCAGGUUGCUAACAAUGUUGCGCUUGCUACUCUGAACGGCCUGAGCAAUCUGAUAUCAGUCGGCGACUUUCUUCAAAUCAACGUCAACGCAAAUCUGGAAAGCGUGCACGGCUUGGCCAACCUCGCAACUGUCGGUGGGGAUUUUCUUGUCAUUAGCAACGGCGCACUGCAAAAUGUCAACGGCUUAGACAAGCUUACAUUCGUCGGAGGUUCCCUCUUGAUCUCUGGCAAUGUUGGGCUGAAGAAUGUGGAUGGUCUCGGAAGCUUGUCCUCAAUUGGCGGCUAUCUUCGAGUCCAGAGCAAUGUUGGCUUGACGAACGUGGACGGACUAAGCCAGCUGACGAUUGUUGGCCCAUAUAUCCGAGUGCAAGAGAAUUCCCAUUUAACCAGUCUUGAGGGCUUGUAUGGCAUAACAUCUGUCGGCACCUAUGUGCAAAUCUGUAGCAAUUCGCUGCUCAACAUCAGUGCGGUCCAGCGCGAGCUAGGAGACUUGGGUGUUCCAGGCCACACCUGCCAGACCUUUACGACUGGCUUCUUUUGUCCCUGCUGA
This is a messenger RNA of Monosiga brevicollis MX1, 1137 nucleotides long. RefSeq lists its product as uncharacterized. The record is from RefSeq and is a predicted model, not a curated record. Lineage: Eukaryota; Choanoflagellata; Craspedida; Salpingoecidae. Bases 1 to 1137 code for a protein of 378 amino acids. The transcript has 9 exons. Gene Ontology annotation, cellular component: cell wall; plasma membrane.